Molecule: messenger RNA, 1995 nt
Organism: Tarenaya hassleriana
Lineage: Eukaryota; Viridiplantae; Streptophyta; Magnoliopsida; Brassicales; Cleomaceae
Product: nucleobase-ascorbate transporter 1
Exons: 14
Coding region: 162-1724 (520 amino acids)
Biological process (GO): transmembrane transport
Cellular component (GO): membrane
Molecular function (GO): transmembrane transporter activity
Source: RefSeq, a predicted model, not a curated record
UUUCCUUCUUCGAGCCAUCUCCUUUUUUUUUUUUGCCUUCACUUUAUAUCUCUACUUUACUUUGUUCCUGGGUUCGUCUAUUCUUCUUCUUCUUCUUCUUCUUCCGUCCUGUUUUCGCUGUCGGAAUCAGCGAGGAAGCUACGUUUUUUUUUGCGUCAGCCAUGGCGGAUAUAACCCAUCCUCCUAUGGAACAGCUUCAAGACCUUGAGUACUGCAUCGACUCCAACCCUCCCUGGCCCGAAACGGUCAUAUUGGCGUUUCAGAACUACAUUCUGAUGCUGGGUUCAAGUGUUUUCAUACCCUCCAUGCUCGUUCCUGCCAUGGGCGGAACUGAUGGGGACAAAGCCAGAGUUAUACAGACGCUGCUCUUCGUAGCUGGUAUCAAGACACUUCUCCAGGCGCUUUUCGGUACUAGGUUGCCCGCCAUUGUCGGAGGCUCGUAUGCUUAUAUCGUGGUGAUCGUUUACAUCAUAAACGACUCAUCGUUACAAAGGAUCUCCAACGACCAUGAAAGAUUUAUUCACACGAUGCGAGCCAUACAAGGAGCAAUGAUCGUAGCCUCGAGCAUACAGAUCAUCCUUGGCUACAGCCAAGUAUGGGGUCUUUUUUCAAGGUUUUUCAGUCCUUUAGGUAUGGCACCUGUGGUCGGAUUGGUUGGUCUCGGCCUGUUCCAAAAAGGGUUUCCCCUGCUCGGGAGCUGUGUUGAAAUCGGGUUGCCGAUGCUAUUGUUGGUUAUAGGACUAACCCAAUAUCUGAAACAUAUCAGACCAUUCAGAGAUAUCCCGAUCUUUGAGAGAUUCCCGAUACUGAUCUGCGUCACAAUUGUCUGGAUUUAUUCCGUUAUCCUAACCGCGAGUGGAGCUUACCGAGGGAAGUCACUGAAAACACAAACCAGUUGCCGCACAGACAGAGCAAACCUUAUAUCAACAGCUCCAUGGUUCAAGUUUCCAUACCCGUUGCAAUGGGGUCCGCCCACGUUUUCAGCUGGCCAUUCCUUUGCUAUGAUGUCUGCUGUUCUUGUUUCCAUGGUCGAGUCCACUGGAGCUUACAUGGCUGCUUCUAGAUUAGCCAUAGCCACACCUCCUCCAGCUUAUGUAUUGAGUAGAGGCAUCGGGUGGCAGGGUAUAGGUGUAUUGCUCGACGGGCUAUUCGGGACAGGAACAGGCUCUACAGUUUUAAUAGAAAAUGUAGGAUUGCUAGGGUUAACACGGGUGGGAAGUCGCCGAGUUGUUCAAGUAUCUGCAGGAUUCAUGAUUUUCUUCUCUACAUUGGGAAAAUUCGGGGCUGUUUUCGCAUCCAUACCACUCCCGAUAUUUGCGGCUCUAUACUGUAUCCUCUUCGGGCUCGUGGCUGCUGUAGGAAUCUCCUUCCUUCAGUUCACCAACAUGAACAGCAUGAGAAAUCUCAUGGUGACCGGUCUCUCACUCUUCCUUGGAAUCUCCAUAGCUCAAUUCUUUGAUCAGUACUGGGAUCCUAGACACCAUGGCCUUGUCCACACCAAUGCUGGAUGGUUCAACGCAUUCUUGAACACGAUAUUCAUGUCGCCGGCGACAGUGGGUUUGAUCGUUGCGGUGUUUUUGGACAACACGUUGGAUGUGGAGAAGUCGAAGAAAGACAGGGGGAUGCCAUGGUGGGUGAAGUUCAGAACUUUCAGAGGAGACAACCGAAAUGAAGAGUUCUACACUUUGCCCUUUAACCUCAACAGAUUCUUCCCUCCUACGUAACUCCAAAGGAAAAAUGGUCUGAAUACUCUCAAAAAUUAUCAAAAGCUUCAAUCUUUUUUUUUCUCCCCAUUUCUUUUGGUACAGAGCGGAUGGUAGAAGCUGAACUGGCGAAAUCAUGGUUUUGGGUUCGGUCGGAUUUGAUUUUUUGUGGCCAUUGAUGGUCGGAAUUGUAGUAUGUAGGUCAAUUCAAUCAUGGGUUCUUUAUGUAGAUUCAAAUAAAGAUCGAAAAUUUCAUAUGAAAUUCCAGAUUUACAGCCAGAUUCAACAGAAA